AUGUCUCCCGAUAUAUUGAAGACCCUGGUUUUGGGUAUGAAGACUUUGCCAGACGAGGAGGAGAACAUUUGCCAACAUUCCAAGCUCAGGCUUUAUUCUGACAUUGGACAUCUUCUUGAUGAAAAGUUUCGCAUGGUCUACAAUCUCACCUAUAACACGAUGGCCACCCAUGAGGAUGUGGACACAACCAUGCUACACAGAGCUUUAUUUAACUAUGCUCACUGUAUGUUUGGAAUCAGCGUCCUGGGAGGGCGGCGGGGCCGGAGCUGCUCCGGCGGCCGGGGGGAGCGGGGCCUGGCGCCGCCCGGGCGCCUGAGGGCGCUGCCCGCGGAGAGUCGGGCCUCCCUCCGGCGCCCACGCGCCACCCGAGACGUGCUCCGCCGCCGCCCACGUGGGGCCGAGGGGCCGUGCCAGGGCUCCGAGCGCGGGAGGAGGGACCGGCCACCACGGCUUCCGGCCCGCGGGCUCCGCGUCCCCUUCCGGCGCGGGAGGAAGCGGGCCGCGCGCAGCCGCCGAGGGGAGAGGCGGCGCUGGGGCCGCGGUGAUAGGGCAGCGCGGCGGCGUCCGGCCCCACCCUUACCCGCCACGGGGAGCGUAGAGGGCCUCGGGCUCGGGGCCGCCCCCGCUCAGGCCUCCACCCCUGAGGUUCCCGACGCACAGCCCGCCGCGCUCGGCUCGGGGACGCUUCCUGCGGGGGAAACAGGCAGCCGCCCGAUCCGUCGGAGGGAGGCAGCGCCGCCCGCGACUUCCCCUGCGCGAGUCGGGCCCGCGCGUGACCCUCCUCCGCAGCCUCUUCCGGGGGAGCACCUGUCCGCUGUCAGGUCACGCACCUCAGGUGGUGUCCCUAAGAACAUCCCAUUAACUUCCUUCAUGCUCACCUCCUCUCAGCCUGAUUCCUGGGAAGCCCAGCCUACAGCAUGGAGCUGUGUGGGAAACACAUAGAAGGUGGACUGAGCCAUACUUGUGUUUAAACCCUGGUUCCAAUACUUACUGGCUGUGUGACUUUUGACAAGUUUUUAACCACUCUAAACUUCACUUUUUAUUUGGAAGACGUGGAUUAUUGUGAAGAUUAAAUGAGUUUGUAUGUAGUGUAUAACUGCCUGGACCACUGAAGCAUCUCAACAAAUGCUAGUUCUUCCUUUCAUAAUAUUUCUCAAACAUGACCUCCCAAAUCCUACUAGAAGUUACAUUUCUAGUUCAUAAAUUUAAUUUAUGUUUUCAUAUUAUUGCAAAUAAUACUGCAUCUUUAAAACAAGUGACUCAUUAUUAAAGUUUUAGAAUACUGUCUUAAAUGAAGCAUACUGGUAAAGAAAUCAGAGGGAAUGUGGACUUGGUUGACCUUAAGAAAGUGAGCUGACCAU
Molecule: messenger RNA, 1361 nt
Organism: Manis javanica (Malayan pangolin)
Lineage: Eukaryota; Metazoa; Chordata; Mammalia; Pholidota; Manidae
Source: RefSeq, a predicted model, not a curated record